AUGAGACUAGCCGCAUAUGCUGGGGCCUCGGUGGUCCUAGCCACCGGUGUGUUCUUAAAAGCUCUACAUCAGAGAUCGAAUUUCUAUUCAGCUUGCGUUUAUCUCUCUCAAAGUAGUGCCAACCUCAUGAUCCUCACGAACCUUUGUCUUCUUGCCACCGGCUUUGUGCUGUUCUGGCUACAGCGACUCCUUUACGGUCCCCUACGUCCUAUAGAAACCGAACAACUCUACGAGCGAGCAUGGUUCGCGGUCACGGAGACAUGUCUAGCUAUGACCAUCUUCCGAGGUUCACUUGGAGGGUGGUUCUUGGUCAUGUUCAUCUCUCUGCUCGUGGGUAAAGUUUGGGGAUGGAUUGGAGAAGGCCGAGUGGAAUACCUGGAACAGCAACCUCCUGCGAAUCCGCGUCUGUUCCAUACCCGUCUGGCCAUCUCGCUCGUACUGUCGGUCCUAUUUAACGCCUCAAUGCUACAGUAUUGCAUCAAUACAGUAUACCAUCAGGCGAAACCCGACAUGAUGGUAAUGUUUGGGUUCGAGUUUGCGAUUUUGACUAUUCUAUCCACGUCUACCACCGCUAGGUAUUGCAUCGCCCUAACGGAACUCUACAUUACUCGCCAGCAGGUCAAGGCAAAGAUGGAGGAGCGCCGAGCGGAGGUCCGGGAAGCUCGUCUGGAAGCCAUCCGUGCUCAUGCGCGGGCUGGCGAAGGCUCGCCGCCUACCAAUCUGCCGGAUGAGAAUGAUGUCAAUGAGCUGGAGAUUGAUGUUCCGGGCUGGGAGGAGAAAGGCCGCUGGGUUUUCUACCUAGAUCUCCUCACCGACUUCGUGAAACUGAUUGUUUACCUUGUCUUUUUCGCAAUCCUUCUCACAUUCUACGGCUUACCCAUUCACAUCCUCCGCGACGUUGUGGUCACGAUCCGGUCUUUCGGUCGACGAAUCAUGGACUUCAUUCGAUACCGCAACGCAACUCGUGACAUGAAUGAGAGAUAUCCAGAUGCGACACCCGAAGAGGUUGGGCGAGAGGAGGUCUGUAUUAUCUGUCGAGAGGAUAUGGUCUCCGCUCAACCAGCUCCGGAUGCGGGUCAGAAUAACGGACAGCCAGCAGCAGCAGCCAAUGCCAGGGCUGUUCCCGAUCGGCUACGCCCCAAGAAGCUUCCCUGUGGUCAUAUUCUUCACUUCGCCUGUCUUCGGAGUUGGUUGGAGCGACAACAGAAUUGCCCAACUUGUCGUCGCCCGGUAGUCGGACCGGGCAGCACACAAGGCGGUGCCAACGCAAAUGCGCCUGGCAAUGGCGUCGGCCAGCAGCAGAAUGGUGCUGGCGGCGAUCAGGGUCCUGGUCAGAUCGGUGGCCAAGGAGAAGGUGUACCCAGAGCUCGGGUAUACCAGUUUGGCCCCUUCCGAAUUGGCUUCGGUGCUGUGCGAGGCGACCUUUUCCAGAAUAUGCACAAUCAACUUCAUCAAGGCCACGCCCCGCUUCAACCUGCACCUGAUGCUAACCAACCGGGAGCACGUCAGAUUGGUUUUGGUUUCGGCUUUGGCCGUCGUCCACCCGGUGCAGAGCCCAUGCAUAACCCGCCCACCGCAACUCAUUCAAACAUUGCCGAUAUACCCACACAGCUACGGCAAAUUGAACAGCAAUUAGCACGGGAGAUUGAAUCUUUGCGCCUCGCUUCAGAACAACUCAUCGGUGUGCGCGGCCUCCAAAUUGAACUUGAGCGACUUCGCCUACAACAGACCAACGGCUUUGCACAGCAAGCGGCUCCGGCUCCAUCCGGUGCCUUUUCAAUGCCUCAGAUGCCUCAGAUGCCUCUCAAUAUUCCUCAUAUUCCCAACCGUCGUCCAGUCAUCAUAAACCCUGGCGCAGAAGCAAUUCCUGCCGGUGAUCCCCGUAUACCAGAGGGAAUGACCAUUCCUCCAGGCUGGACUCUUACUCCAUGGCACCCAAUCGUUCCUGGUACUGGCCCUGCGGGUCCUUCGCAAGGCCUCAGCCCAACUCCUACUACCUCGGGUCGCCCAGCAUCUGUUGCGCCUUCUAACGAACCAAACACAUCUCAGGGCCCUACCACUCAAGAGACCAGUCACACCGACAGCGCCGUUAUUAAUGAAACGAGCACAUCCACAAAUAUCGAGGCCACGACGAGCGAUGCUCUCCCGUCUCUCACAAGUCAAGCUUUGCCAAGCUGGGGCUCACAAAAUACCUCGACAGAGGAUCCUCGCACCGACUCUCUAUCUCAGGAAUGGACAGAUGUGCGACCCGACCAAGUAGCCGACGCCAGCUCCUCUACCGGAGCCACAGGCUCGCCAUCGACGGAGCACGAUGCUCAACCGGAGUCCAAGGCCAAGGGUCGUGCGGCCACUGUGGAAGAAACAGUUGACGAAGAAGCAUCUUGA
Messenger RNA from Penicillium malachiteum, 2385 nucleotides. RefSeq names its product E3 ubiquitin-protein ligase HRD1 (gene hrdA). Gene Ontology annotation, cellular component: cytoplasm. The coding region runs from base 1 to 2385 and encodes 794 amino acids. The transcript is spliced from 3 exons. Lineage: Eukaryota; Fungi; Ascomycota; Eurotiomycetes; Eurotiales; Aspergillaceae. The record is from RefSeq and is a predicted model, not a curated record.